AUGCUCGCCGCUCCUCUGAGUUUAGGCCACACGGAGACGAAACGUAUCUAUGCAAUUCCAUGAUCAAAGCCCAUCUGGAUAUGCGCCAAUUCGAUCAGUGUUUCACUCUUUACAGAGACCUGAGGAGGGAGUCAUGUUUUCUGCCCAAUAACUUUACUUUUACGACGUUGGCGAAGUCUUGUGGUUUGGGUAUGGCGUUUUGGGAGGGUUUAGGGGUACAUUGUCAGGUAUUGAAGAUUGGAUUUUGCUUGGAUUUGUAUGUCUCGACAGCACUGGUUGAUAUGUAUGCAAAGUUGGGAAUGAUGGGUUGUGCAGGAAAGUUGUUUGAUGAAAUGACUGAGAGAAGUAUAGUGUCGUGGACGGCUCUCAUUUGUGGAUACGCAAAAUCUGGGGAUUUGAACCAUGCCAGGAAACUUUUCGAUCAGAUGACUGAGAGAAAGGACCCUGUGUUAUAUAAUGCUAUGAUUGAUGGUUAUGUUAAAUUAGGAGAUAUGGAUUCAGCUCGAAGUUUGUUUAAUGAGAUGCCUGAAAGGAAUGUGAUUUCUUGGAGUUGCAUGAUUCAUGGUUACUGCAACAGCGGUGAUGUUGGAUCUGCUAGAUAUCUGUUUGAUGUGAUGCCAGGAAAGAACCUGAUAUCUUGGAACACGAUGAUUGGUGGGUACUGCCAAAAUAAGCAACCACAUGAAGCACUGAAACUGUUUCAUGAAUUGCAAUCAAGCAUGCCAUAUGAACCAAAUGAUGUAACAAUUGUAAGCAUCCUUCCUGCUAUUGCUGAUUUGGGCGCUCUUGAUUUGGGUGGUUGGAUUCACCAAUUCGCUAGGAGGAAGAAACUUGAUAAAGCAACCAAUAUAUGUACUGCCCUUAUCGAUAUGUAUGCAAAAUGUGGAGAAAUAGAAGAGGCAAAAAGUGUUUUUGAUGAGAUGCCUGAAAAAGAAAGAGCUUCUUGGAAUGCUUUGAUAAAUGGAUUUGCAAUCAAUGGGUGUGCAAAAGAAGCACUGAAAAUGUUUGAAGAGAUGCAAAGCAAAGGAGUUAAGCCAAAUGACAUAACCAUGAUAGGUGUUUUAUCCGCAUGCAGCCAUGGUGGCCUGGUGGAUGAAGGGAAGAGGUGGUUUAAAGCAAUGGAGGAUUUUUCUCUUACCCCCAAAAUAGAACACUAUGGGUGCGUGGUAGACAUGUUAGGGAGGGCAGGGUGUUUGGAGGAAGCUGAAACUUUGAUCAAUAGUAUGCCCUAUGAGGCUAAUGGAAUAAUUAUGAGUUCUCUUCUGUUUGCAUGUGGCUUCUCAAAGGAUGUUACAAGAGCUGAGAGAAUCCUAAAGAAGGUAGUCAAUACAGAGCCAAGUAUAGAUGGAAACUAUGUCCUGUUAAGGAAUCUUUAUGCUGCAGAGAAAAGAUGGAGAGAUGUGGAGGAAAUCAAGGGAUUGAUGAGAAGGAAUGGGGUUAAAAAGGAAGUCGGUUGUAGCGUCAUUGAAGUUGGCAACAGGGUUUCAGAGUUUGUAUCAGGGGAUAGAGUACACCCAAACUGGGAAGCAGUAAGAUCAGUGAUUGAGCAGUUGUGGAUGCACAUGAGGAGACAAAGUAACUAUUCAUCUUGAAGAAGACUUGCUGGCCGGAGUUGAGACAAACCCCGGCAAGUAAGAGAAACAUGAACUUUUAGAUUCACAGGCUGUUUAUCAAAAUUCACUCACGAUUGUCUUAGCCUGACCUUUAUACUAAGAUGACAGACACUACAAUCAUUGUAUAUUGUAUCUCUGUUUCGUCAAAUUUAUAUACUCAUGAUUUUUAUUC
Messenger RNA from Rubroshorea leprosula, 1785 nucleotides. The record is from the annotation of a GenBank genome assembly. Lineage: Eukaryota; Viridiplantae; Streptophyta; Magnoliopsida; Malvales; Dipterocarpaceae.